Messenger RNA from Xylaria bambusicola, 2698 nucleotides. Its product is annotated as glycoside hydrolase family 92 protein. The transcript has 8 exons. Gene Ontology annotation, biological process: protein deglycosylation; protein quality control for misfolded or incompletely synthesized proteins; glycoprotein catabolic process. Gene Ontology annotation, molecular function: carbohydrate binding; peptide-N4-(N-acetyl-beta-glucosaminyl)asparagine amidase activity. The coding region runs from base 1 to 2409 and encodes 802 amino acids. NCBI's taxonomy places the organism in Eukaryota, Fungi, Ascomycota, Sordariomycetes, Xylariales, Xylariaceae. The record is from RefSeq and is a predicted model, not a curated record. Gene Ontology annotation, cellular component: cytosol; nucleus.
AUGGGCUUUCGGUCAUUGUUCUUCUACUACACCAUAAUCGCGUCCCUGAAGCCGUCGUCCGGGGCAUCUAGCACUGGGGACACUGCCUAUAACUUUGUCGAUCCCCUCAUCGGCACUCGCAACGGCGGCCAUGUUUUCGCUGGAGCGACUCUGCCCUUUGGCAUGGCAAAGGCCGUAGCCGAUGUGACUGAGGAUAACCAGGGUGGAUAUGCCUCUAAUGGAAGCCCGGUGACCGGAUUCUCCCAUAUGCAUGACUCCGGGACUGGUGGUGCGACUUCUCUGGCUAACUUUCCUAUAUUUGUAUGCACGCGCGCGUCUGACGACGUCAAUGACUGUGUGUUCCCGAAAAGCCAAAGAUCUAUUGGUGUCGUUGAUGAUAGUGUGUUCGCGCGCCCUGGUUACUUCACUAUUGGCCUGGAGUCAGGCGUCAAGGCUGAGAUGACCACGUCAAAUCAUACAGCCUUGUAUAGAUUUACGUUCUUCAACAACGCUACUAGCGACGCUGCAGUCGAUGAAUCCCUCAGUCCUCUCCUGUUUAUUGACUUGACUGAUCUUCCCAACACUCGUAAGAAUGGUACUGCGUCGGUAGAUCCUGAUACAGGUCGAAUGAUGGGCACGGGUACCUUCAAUCCAUCAUUUGGUAUUGGAACAUAUACACUUCACUUCUGCGCGGAUUUCAAAGGAGGGUCAAUCCAAGAUACGGGCGUAUUUAUCAACACUCGGGGCGGCAGCGAACCGAAAAAUAUAACGCUUCAAGAAGACAAUAAUUCUCCCCCAAUUCCAGCCGGCACGUAUGCAUGGUUCGAGGAAGUCAAUGAGGGUGAAGAACUGAUAGCACGAGUUGGACUUUCAUUUAUCAGUCCAGAGAAAGCCUGCAGGAACGCGGAAGCCGAGAUUCCAGACUUUAGCUUCCAAGACACCCUUGCCGUAGCCGAGAAAGCAUGGAAAGAAAAAUUCAGUGUGCUUGAAAUCGACACUAAUACUCCCGACAAUUCGACUGGUACAAUUUCCAUGGAUGAUCUGCAGACUAUAUUUUGGAGCGGAGUUUACAGAGCAAUGAUUAGCCCUCAAGAUUACACAGGCGAGAAUCCUCUUUGGGAGAGCGAUGAACCAUAUUACGAUUCAUACUAUUGCAUUUGGGAUUCCUUCAGAUCGAUCCAUCCUUUUAUCACUUUAGUAGACCCAUACUCCCAAGCUCUUAUGAUUCGUUCCCUUAUCGACAUCUACCGACACGAAGGUUGGCUUCCGGACUGUCGGAUGUCUUUAUGCAAGGGCUGGACACAAGGCGGUUCGAAUGCUGAUAUAGUGUUGGCUGACUCAUAUUUGAAGAAUAUCACACAAGGAAUCGACUGGGAUACAGGAUACGAGGCACUGAUUAAGGAUGCCGAAAUUGAGCCUCAAGUUUGGGAUUAUGAAGGCCGAGGAGGACUAUACAGCUGGAAGAAUCUUGGUUAUAUUCCCGCGGACGAUUUUGACCCGUAUGGGAAUGGCCUUUUUACUCGAAGCAUAUCACGGACAGUCGAGUACGCUUAUGACGAUUUCUGUAUCGCCGAGAUGGCAGAAAAAUUAGGAAAGAAGGAUGAUUAUGAGAAGUAUACUGAAAGAUCUGGCAAUUGGGUGAACCUGUAUAACCCAGAUCAAACCUCAUCUGUAAACGGGGUUGACACUAACUUCACUGGUUUCCUCCAACCAAAAUAUCUGAAUGCUACCUUUGGCUUUCAAGACCCAAAUUUCUGCUCGCCACUAAACAAUUUUGACUCCUGCUAUCUUAACCCAAACGGUCAUGAAACGUAUGAGGGUAGUGCUUGGCUCUACACGUUUUUCGUGCCUCACGAUAUGGCCACCCUUAUCACCACCUUGGGAGGUCCAGAUGCGUUUGUCAGAAGGCUCGACUUCCUUCACGAGAGCGGGCUUCUCUAUGUUGGAGAUGAACAAGGCUUCCUUCCUAUCUUCCAGUACCACUAUGCUGGCCGGCCAGCUAAAUCGGCAGAGCGAGUACACUAUUACAUACCGAGUCAAUUUAACACCUCAACAGCGGGCAUACCUGGUAAUGACGACUCAGGGGCUAUGGGUUCAUUCGCAGCCUUGGCGAUGCUGGGUAUCUUCCCAAAUCCAGGUCAAGACGUUUACUUCAUUACACCUCCAUUCUUCCCAACGGUUUCGAUCACCAAUGGAAUCACAGGUAAUACAGCAACUAUCAAAAAUAUCAAUUUCGACCUCUCGUAUAAGAACAUUUACAUUCAGAGUGCCACCCUAGACGGGAAAAUAUAUACUAAGAAUUACUUGACACACGACUUCUUCAUGAGUGGCGGCACCCUAGAACUCACACUUGGUCCACAGGAAAGCACGACAUGGGGAACGGGUGAUGAUGAUGUGCCGCCCAGCCUUAGCACAAAAUGGAGGAUUUGAUAUCAUAACGCGCAUAAUGUACAUAAGAGAAUGAAAACAAAGUCGACUAACAAUAGAAGGCUCUCUUGCUUGUAUAUAGGAGAAACUACUAUGCCGUGGUUUGAUUUCUAGUAGGCAAUAUUGAACAAUUGCAUUUGGAUUUUGGUCAGUAGGCCAUGUGCUGCUGGCUAGCAACACGCUAUGUCUCACUGAAGCCCCCCGAGGUUGGUGGUGUGUAUGUCGAAUUGUAGCUGUCAGUAGCAUGUAGAAAAGACGCCGGAGAUUUCCGAUAAGAAUACUAGAUUCGGAU